Macrobrachium nipponense is the source of this 1083-nucleotide messenger RNA. RefSeq names its product ubiquitin-conjugating enzyme E2 E1-like. Gene Ontology annotation, cellular component: nucleus. Gene Ontology annotation, molecular function: ubiquitin conjugating enzyme activity. NCBI's taxonomy places the organism in Eukaryota, Metazoa, Arthropoda, Malacostraca, Decapoda, Palaemonidae. The coding region runs from base 285 to 998 and encodes 237 amino acids. The transcript has 6 exons. Gene Ontology annotation, biological process: protein polyubiquitination. The record is from RefSeq and is a predicted model, not a curated record.
ACCUCCAAAUUGAUAUUAAUCGCACAAUUUUAGCAAGGGAGUGAACUUGCAGUGCAUAACAAGUAUUACGGAUAAAGUGGGGAGAUCGACGUAGCCGUAGUUUUUCUUAAAAGACGUCAUUUCCUGAAUUUUGUUACCGGUGGGAACAGACUCUAACAUCAGCUGACGAGUCAACGGGAAGGGAAGAGGAGAACAUCAUCGUCAGGCGCCGCUGAAAGAAAUGGAAAAUAAGCCCUGAUUUUCACGUGUGUGUAGGAGGUUUUCGUCGGAGUAUGCAGUGAUUGAUGUCUGCGCCAGCUCCUGGUGCCCUCGGGUCUGACUCUGUCCCCGUGCCUCCCCCAAACCCCCCUGUCACAUCUAGCCCCCGGAUCCCUGAAACCUCAUCAGCGGUCUCGGCAGGAUCCUCAGUUGCCACACCAAGUGCCAUAAGAAGUCGGCUGCCAACAAGUGAGGAACAGGCACACCAACCACGCCCAGCAAAUCCCAAGAUGUCGAAGGCACUCAGUACAAGUGCCAAAAGGUAUGAUGUUAUUCUCAAGUCAGCUGGGCGUGAUGUCACCGCGGUUACGAUACAGAAGGAGUUGGCCGAAAUCACUCUGGAUCCUCCUCCCAACUGCAGUGCUGGACCAAAGGGUGACAACCUUUAUGAAUGGGUGUCAACAAUAUUGGGACCUCCUGGCUCUGUGUAUGAGGGAGGUGUUUUCUUUUUAGAUAUUCACUUCUCACCUGAAUAUCCAUUUAAACCUCCUAAGGUAACUUUCCGCACACGUAUCUACCACUGUAACAUCAAUUCACAAGGAGUGAUAUGUCUUGAUAUUUUGAAGGAUAAUUGGUCACCUGCUCUUACCAUUUCCAAGGUCCUGUUGUCCAUUUGCUCGCUGCUCACUGAUUGCAACCCAGCUGAUCCUCUGGUCGGGAGCAUUGCAACUCAGUACCUCCAGAACAGGGAAGAACAUGAUAGGAUUGCCCGUCUCUGGACAAAACGCUACGCUACGUGAUCACAUCCUUGUCAUCAUCAACAGGGUAUCAGGCGUCUCCUGCAUCAUGCCAUCGCAGUUAUUUGAAUUAAACGUUUGCCCCCCU